AUGGCCCUGAAUCUGACGGAGCUCCCACUCGAACUCCUGCUGGAUAUCUGUCAGCUUCUCGGGGAUACCCACGAGGCCAGCCUGCAAUGUUUUGCCUUGGCUAACAAGGCCUGCUACUCAAUCGCCAGUCUUGUCUUGGUCCGCACACUUACCUUCAACAUCACCACUCUGUCUAAUCUUCGAGUCGAUAUCCAAAAAUGCACCUCGCUUCUUCAGCGACACCACACCUUUCAACACGUUCGUCGUCUUGUGUUAGUGGGCUCCCAUGAAACCUUCAAAUUACAUGUCGACAACGACGAUAGCCAGGGGGACGUAGAGCUCUCCAGGCUCGGUAGUUGGCGCUUUGGCCCUGCACUUUCUGUCGACUGGGGUAUUCACCACCGCAGGCUCCAUGGAAUACCUGACCACACUGACUUUGCUUGUGGUGCCUUUGCGCACAAGAGAACGGCCUGUGCCGUGUACAACGAGGACGCCAAAUGGGCGCCACUGGCUGACUUGAUCCUGGUACUGCCAGCACUGAUCGACGUCAUCUAUAAGUGCCCGGUUCAGUUUCCACCCUGCUUACUCCAAACCCUCCAUAGCAAGAGACAUAGCCAUAUCUUCCGGUUACAUUUACACACCUUCAGGCUGCAAAUGCUGCAUCAACACGACUUGUCCACGGCUGACGGGAUCACUCGCGACUAUCACGAGCUGGCGCUUAUCACAUCACCUUGCCUUCAUGCGAUCUGGCUGGAAGACUACGACGGCAGGCUUUCGCCGGAGCAGGAGAGCAACACCGCCUUGAUAGGACGUCAGCUAGAUGCACUUGACCAAAUUCUCACGACAGAGGGCCUCGCACCUAAUUUACGCGAGAUCCGCUCGGAUUAUAUCCAUGUUGACCAUAUACCCUCAACAUACCUUCAACCCUGCCCCUAUCGCUCCGGCUGGCUUCCAGAAGAUAUAGGACCAAGGGGCGCCAGGAAGCAGCAAGUCGCCAUCCAACACUUGGAGCUGAGCUGCCGUAUCGACCCUCACAGAAUCAUGGGCUUUCAUAUCCAGCGCUGGGCUCAGCUUGUAGAUCUGAGCGGUCUUCAAACGCUUGAGCUUACGGCACCUGUGGCCCCCUGUGCUCUCGACAAAUUAUUAUCUUUGCACCUCCCAGCCCUGAAGACCCUAAGCUUUCGUUGUUGGUUGUUGGUUAAAAAGAAAACAGUAAGAAAAAUCCAGCCCCAAGAGCAAAACCGGUGUGGUAACCUACCACCCCGCUCUGGUUGUCCCCGGACUUCAUCUGUUAGGUACAAUCACCUACGCCUUUUGCCAUCCAUGGCUAGCAUACACAGACUCUCGACCGAAGUCGUACUUCAAAUUUGCGAGCUUCUACAUGAGGAUCACAGACCCAGCUUGGUCUCCUUUGCACUGGCCAACAAGCAAUACCACACAAUCGCGUCAGUGUCGCUAUUUCAAAAGAUCACGUUCAACAUUACAACACCAAACCGUCUGGAGAAACACGUAGCGAAAUGCACGGGAGUUCUUGAACGGAAUCACGCUUUCCAGCACGUCCGCUCCGUUGUUAUUGUUGGCUCCUACGAUGAGGAGUUUUACAUGAGGGAUGGGUAUUAUCGAUCAGACCUGACUGAAAGGGACAAGGACAACGACAUGUUCCAUUUCCACCAUUGGAACGCCGGGCGUGCGCCUUCCUUGCAGUGGGACAUCAACAACGCAAGAUUGCAUGGAAUUCCCGAUUACUCCGAGUUUCACGAGCGUGCCAGUGCGAAUGGAUUCGACUCCACAGACGUGAGGGAAGCCUAUGAUAUGGACGAGGAAUGGGAACCCAUGGCCCAGUUAUUCGACCGACUACCCGGCCUGCGGGAGGUCGUCUACAAGUGCCCGGUUCAAUUUCCACCCUGUCUCCUCCAGGCUCUCCAUGAUAAGAUGCCGCAGAUCACACCUCGACUUCACCUUCGCGCCUUUAAACUGCGCAUGAUGAACGACACCAUUACCGCCUGGACGGACCCUGAUCCCCAUGAGAUGGCCCUGCUUAAAUCGCCUUGCCUUGACAGUCUUUGGUUUGUGGAUACUGUUGCCAGUUGGUAUCGGUGGAUUUCAAGUAGAAGCGGGGAUUCACGGGAUCGCGAGGAACAAAAGAACUUGCAUGCCUUUGGUGAAAUGGUGGAUAGGUGGCCAAUUGCACCCAACCUACACGAGGUUGGGGUGAUGCGCAACUAUACUCACGUCCAAGGCACCCGUUCUGACAAUAUUCUUCUCGCCAUUAUGAGAAAUGCAGCCAAGAAAAACACCCUUCGUCUGAAAACCUUGAACUUGGAUUGCGCAUAUGUGAGUCAGAUUCUUGCAAUGGAUCCGAGUCUUGAUCUCAGUAUGCUGCGAGCUCUUCAUCUGUUAAAGAUGAGUCACAAUUCGGUCAUUGAUGCGCUUUCGGCUCAGAGCCUUCCCCUACUGCGCGACCUGUCCAUACAGUUCAUAUUCACGGCUUCGUGGAAGGAAUACGACAGGGUCAAACAAUUUGUAAGAGGGUUCCGAAAUCUCGAGAGCCUGCGCGUGCGGGGAUGGGAUUGGUCUGUGGCUUCCUUUUCGGACUGGUGUGGGGAAAUAACCCCUUAUCAGACAGUCCGAAGUCUUGACCUUGGAUGUGGAGAGGAGUAUGGCGGGAUGUCAAGCUCGGUUCAGACUGAACUGGAGAUCAUGUUUCUUGGAUAUGUGUACUCCGGGGUUGAAACGCUAUCUCUGCCCAUCCGACGGUCGAAGGGCGACCAGCAUGAGGUCCGUUUAUACCAGACCCUUGGCAGGAGCUUCCCAAAGCUCAAGCGACUGGCGCUGACCCUCGAAGCACUCUUGCCCAGUGCGGAGAGGCUACCAUCUGAAAUUCUUAAUCCGGCUGCACCCGCUCGAACUCACCUUUCAGGAGCACCAGGUGUCUACCGGGAUCCACUAGGUAGCUGGGAUCCGAUAGUACAAUCACGCGAGAGUUACAGCCAUCUACCAUUCCCCAAACAGCCCUUCAUUAUUUAUGGCUGCUCACCGUUUCUGAACGGCGAGAUCCUGGACCUUUUUAUCAACUCGGCCGUCGACGCUAAGCUGGCCCGUCAAAUCUUUGAUGCGAUAUCUUCCAGCUGCCACACCUCUUCCCGGCUGGACACCAUGAUGGUCCGUAGUAAGGCCUUGAUCCGAUUCCGAUCCGCAUAUAACCCCGAGCCAGAGUCCAAUGGCUAUGUCGCUGGAACUGGGACCGGGUAUGGCCGGUGCGACCCAGAUGGUUAUAUUAGACCGUUAUUGACCGGACUAACGAGAGAGUGGUUACUUGAUACUCUACUUUGUGAUGAUAGUGGGGAGAAGGUUAGGGUCAAAGAGAUUGGGGCGCGGGCUGAGGGUUUAAAAAGGGAACCGGUGGAUCCACAGAGCGUUCCUAUUACAGAUCAAUUGGCUCUUUACAUGGCAGAGCUCGAGGAGCUGAGUCGUAGAAAGUCCUGUAAAAGGGGAAAACAUUUAAACGAGCGGAAAGGGUGGUGGGAGGACGUUAGGGUUUCUGAGGAAAAUUCAUUGAUGGUUCAUUUCAGGGAGUUGUGGCCUGGUAGGAAGGAGGGUGGGAGAGGGUGGUGGGAGGACUGGGAGAGUUGGGAUUUGGAGACUGUCAGUGAGCAAGGGCAUACAUAA
This is a messenger RNA of Podospora anserina S mat+, 3648 nucleotides long. RefSeq lists its product as uncharacterized. The transcript is spliced from 2 exons. NCBI's taxonomy places the organism in Eukaryota, Fungi, Ascomycota, Sordariomycetes, Sordariales, Podosporaceae. Bases 1 to 3648 code for a protein of 1215 amino acids. The record is from RefSeq and is a predicted model, not a curated record.